Molecule: messenger RNA, 6114 nt
Organism: Sander lucioperca (pikeperch)
Lineage: Eukaryota; Metazoa; Chordata; Actinopteri; Perciformes; Percidae
Gene: acanb
Product: aggrecan b
Exons: 19
Coding region: 67-3951 (1294 amino acids)
Biological process (GO): cell adhesion
Molecular function (GO): hyaluronic acid binding
Source: RefSeq, a predicted model, not a curated record
CUCAGGCAGGAGCAAGAGGCCCCUGGAGUCGCUGGAACUGGGAGCUUUGGAGCAUUAACGGUAACGAUGACCCCCCUGCUUCUGCUUUGUGUGUCCUUGCCCUUCAUCUCGGCAACAGUAUUGUUUGAGCUUAAAAACCAUGAUGACUUGGAUGGCACAAUGCGUGUCAGCAUCCCUAUGGAGAUGCCUCUCCAUCCUCUGCUGGGCAGCAAGGUAGUGGUACCAUGUUACUUCCAGGACAACACAGUCAAUGAUACCGGAGCCCCGACCGUCGCCCCGCUCUCCCACCGCAUCAAAUGGACCUACGUCACCAAGGAGAAAGUCACCACGAUCCUGGUGGCGUCAGAGGGAAAAGUUCAAGUGGAGACAGAGUAUUUAGACAGAGUGACGAUGAUCAACUACCCGCUGGUGCCCACUGAUGCAACCAUCGAGAUAACAGAGCUGAGGUCCAAAGAUUCUGGCACCUACCGCUGCGAGGUGAUGCACGGCAUUGAGGACAACUAUGACUCUGUGGACAUCCAGGUUCAGGGUAUUGUGUUCCACUACCGAGCCAUCUCCACCCGCUACACCCUGACGUUCGAGAAGGCAAAGGCCGCCUGCAUCCAAAACAGUGCCACCAUUGCCACUCCAGCCCAGCUGCAGGCUGCUUACGAUGACGGAUACCACCAGUGUGAUGCUGGAUGGCUCUCGGAUCAGACUGUCAGGUACCCCAUCCAUGAGCCGCGGGAACGUUGCUUUGGAGACAAGGAGGACUUCCCUGGCGUGAGAACCUAUGGCGUGAGAGAUGUCAAUGAGACCUACGACGUGUACUGUUUUGCUGAGAAGCUGUCAGGCAGGGUCUUCUACUCCAUGUCUGUAGAGAAGUUUACCUUCUAUGAAGCAGGAGAUCAGUGUGCCAAACUCGGUGCCCGACUCGCUACCACCGGAGAGCUAUACCUGGCCUGGAAGGCUGGCAUGGAUGUGUGUAAUGCUGGCUGGCUGGCGGACAGGAGCGUACGCUACCCUAUCAACAUCGCCAGGCCUCAGUGUGGAGGGGGGCUUCUGGGAGUAAGAACUGUCUACCUGUUCCCCAACCAGACAGGAUACCCCUACCCAGACUCUCGCUACGAUGCUGUCUGCUUCCAAGCUGGUGAGGAUGCCGACGCCGUUCCCAUGAGGACCACUCCUUUUCCAGACAUAAUCCCCAUGACACCCGCCCCUGGGAUGUACCCAAGCUUCACCCCGACACCUGGGGGAGAGGAGAUCAAGCGUGGAGAAGUCGCCGUCUCCCUACUGCCCGUCCCGCCCAGUAUGACAGACUUAGAUUCUGCCAUGGCUCCCACAGGUGUGGUGUUCCACUACCGACCCAUCACCGGUCGGUACACUCUGACUUUUGUGGAGGCUCAGCAGGCCUGCCAGAGUGUCGGGGCGGUCAUCGCCAGCCCCCAGCAGCUGCAAGCAGCUUUCGAGAAAGGCCUGCACCAAUGUGAUGCUGGCUGGCUCCGCGACCAGACUGUCAGGUAUCCCAUCGUGUCACCCAGAGAUAACUGUGCAGGUAAUCUGCCACAACUCAAAGGAGUCAGAUCCUACGGCCUGAGACCAGCUAGCGAACAUUACGAUGUUUUUUGUUAUGUGGAACGUCUGCGAGGUGAGGUCUUCUUCACCAGUGACUAUGACAGCUUCUCCUUUGAGGAGGCUGUGCAGCACUGUCAGAAACUCAACACCACCUUGGCCACCACUGGGCAGCUGUUCGCUGCCUGGAACCAAGGGUUUGACAAGUGCCGUCCAGGCUGGCUGAUGGACCGUAGUGUCCGCUACCCCAUUACAACUCCCAGGUCACACUGUGGAGGUGGUCAGGUUGGGGUUCACAUGAUCUAUGCCUACCCCAACCAGACAGGAUUUCCUGAUGAGCAUUCACGUUAUGAUGCUUACUGUUUCAAAGCUGAAAUUCCCGUUGUUGACGUUGAACAUGAAACCAGUGUGACUCUGACGAUGACGGUGGAUGUUAUCAACAAGACAACAGUCACAGUUGAUCAAUUUGCUCCUACAGUUGAAACUACUGUGCACUACAAUGAAACUGAAACCAGUGCGAAUAUUACUGAAAUAGAGGAUUUUAUCAACAAGACAACCAUCACAACUCAUGAAGUUGCUCCCACUGUGAGACCCCUUUUACCUCCAGUCUCUGUUGAUGUGUCUGGCUCUGGUUCAGCUGAUCAUUCAGCCAGUGGGGAGAGCUCAGGGGAGUCUGGCACCUCCGGUACCAUUGUUGAGGUCUCCGGUUCAGGACAGAACGUCAUCUUCAGCGGACGCACUGACAUCUUCUCCGGAGAUCACUCUGCCUCUGGAGGUCUGCAGGAGGCAGAAGGGGGAAGUGCUGUCAUUGUCACAUCUGGAGAACUGGGUAGUGCAUCUGGAUCUGGGGAGGGGUUAGACGGACAACAAUCUGGCUUCAUUGUAUCGGGAUCAGGUUUUACUAGUGGAAGUGGGGACAUCAGUGGUAGCAGUGGUGACUUGAUCAUCAUGGUGGAUGGGAAGAUGGAGGAGGUGUCGAAACCUUAUCAAAAACCCACUGAGCAGGAGUUAGGCCAGGGAGGCAUUGAUACCAGUGGGGCAUUCUUGGAAUCAAGUACGUCCGGAUCUGGAAGUAUGUCCGGGUCAGGCUCGGGUGGAUCUUCUGGCAUCUCAUUUGUCGACCACAGUACCGUUGAUCUGACAGUCCAGCCAUCCGGUGAGCAGGAGGUGUCUGGAUAUCGCCCCUUUGGAUCUGGGGUCCACAGCGGCUUUCCCAGUGGUUUUCCAUCUGGUGUCUCAGGCAGCGGCUCUGCCUCUGGGGACUAUAUGCUGCAUCGUGGUGAUGUCAUUUACCGAACAGACAAUGACAUGAUUGAAGUUACCGAACUGCCACAGGUACGCCACCCUGAGCAGAGACAGGGGGUGGUGGAGGUAAGCGGGGAAGGAAGUGGGUCAGGGCACCAUCAUGAAUUUAGUGCCACUUUGGACCAAAGCUUGCAUCUCUCAGGAAGUGGAGCCCCUAAUGAAAAACCAUCUGCUAAGAAGAUUUAUGUCGCCCUACCCCCUGGAAUGACUCCUACAGUUUAUGCAGUGACUCCAGACGCAGCCUACACCAGCCCAACCACAGCACCGUCGUUGUCAUUAGCAACCCCUUCUGCAGUGGAGCAACCUGAAGUAGUGGAAGCCUCUGCAGACCCCUGUGAUCCAAACCCCUGCGGUUCAGGAUCCUGCUCUGUGCAGGAAGAGCUCGCUGUGUGUCAGUGUCCUACUGGUUUCACUGGUGAAGCCUGCUCAACACCUGUGCAGGGCUGUGCCGAGGGCUGGUUGGAGUUCAAGGGAAGCUGUUACCUCCACUUUUCGGAGAGAAACACCUGGUCUGAGGCUGAGCAACGCUGCCAGGAGGUCAACGCCCACCUGGUCAGCAUUGGCUCCCAAGAGGAGCAGCAGUUUGUCAAUUCCAAUGGCCAGGAUUACCAGUGGAUUGGACUUAAUGACAAAGAUGUGCAGAAUGAGUUCCGCUGGACAGACAGCAGUCCUCUGACCUUUGAGAACUGGAGGCCCAACCAGCCAGAUAACUACUUCAACUCUGAGGAGGAUUGUGUGGUGAUGAUCUGGCAUGAGGGCGGACAGUGGAAUGACGUGCCUUGCAACUACCAUCUUCCCUUCACCUGCAAGACUGGACCUGCCAUGUGCCGAGCUCCUCCUGAGGUGGAACACGGUCGGCCAAUGGGCAGCGGCAGAGAGCGCUACCCCGUCGACUCUAUAGUCCGCUACCAGUGUGACGCAGGCUACACACAGCGCCACCUGCCCGUCAUACGCUGCAUGCCAGACGGACAGUGGGAGAAGCCACAAGUGGAAUGUACAGAAGCCGGUGCCAACAGCAACAGGCUACACAAAAGAUCCCUCAGGAGAAGAAGUAAAGGGGUCAGCAGCGAACAGGAACAGAGGAAGCUGCUCUGAGCAGGAAUGAAAAGGACAUACAACAGAGAGCCACAAAGGACCCCCCUCUUGUAAAGAAGCAUGGACACCAAUGCAAAUGCCCGACCAAAAAGAUAACUUUCCCUACCAUGUGUAUACACACACACACACACACACACUAAAGCACAUUUAGACAAUGAUAAUGUAAUUGACUGAUGUUUUGGAUCUUUGAGUGUCACCCUGCACCUUCUGAAGGCAGUUUUUUCUAUGUAUUUGUACUGUCUAAUUUAUAGCUGUGAUCUAGUAUUUGAAAGCAUUUUUUCAAUGCACAUGAUGACAUUUUCUGCAAUCAGUUGCCAGCACUGCACACAAAGUAAGGUAGAUAAAAUGGUCAAAUAGUGAUAUAGAGGCUUAAGAGUGACACACAAAGUCCAAAACAGCCCAUUAAAAUAAACGUGUUUUCGAUUGCAGCUGGAUUCUCUGAAGUCAAACACAUUGUUACAUAGACUAUUGCUAUAUUUUUAGGGUAUUUUUCUAGAUCUGUGUUUCAUAGUAGUUUUUUUCUUCUUUUAUUUGGUCUCGAAGGACUACAAUUGUGUGCUUCAGACUGGUGAAACAAUACUGUUUCUUACAUUAUAGGCAAAGACUGAAUCUCAAACCUUUUUGGUUGUGACCCCUGAAAAUACAGCAAUGCGUACAUGUUACAUCUCCUAACCUACAAUAUAAGAAUGGAAAAGUUAGGUUUUGUUUUAUUUGAAUUAUCAGAGGAGGCCUACAAAAAUCUAGCCUGGAAAUCUAGACCCAUAUCUGAAAGAUUAAGGGUCUGGCAUUGAGUAAUGAAAAUGGCCCAACUCGAGGGGCGGCACUAAGCAUGCAUUUGAAAAUCUCACUGCACACAAUUGGAUAACACUACGACCAAUCACAACUAAGCCCCAUAAGCCCCAUAUGCUUAGCUACCAGCGGAGCUAACUGGUAGAUUAAACUGUCGUCAUCUGUUUAGCUCGCCUCUGGGCCGCCUAUAUCAGAUACACCGAUGUAAUUGGUGCAACUCGGCUACAAGGGCAUAGUUAAUGAGCAUCAUCACUCAAUGCCAGAGUGACUCGCUGAGCAAAUUAAAAUUGUGCUCUUGCGAGAACUCUGGAUUUCCAGGGUAACAAAAAUCCAGAAUUGCAUAAAAACCCCAAUCUGAGUAAAAGCAAGGGGUAAAAGACAUGCCGAUACAUUGGUGAUACGCCAUCUUUCAAGACCGCAACCUCAAGUUUGAGAGCUACUGUGCAAAAACAUUGCCACAGUUUCAGAUAUACUGAAAUGAUUGUGCUGUUCCAAUUGAUGAUGAAUAUAGAAAUCCAAGUUCAAGACGUGAUUAAAGUCACUGCAACAGACCUGGAUUGAAAUAAUCAGCACUCAUGCACUUUUGGGAGUCUUCAGUCACUUCUGUGCUAAUCAUUUGAAUCCAGUGCACCUUAAAGACACAAAAAAACAAACGUCAUCUGUAGCCGACACAUUUCAAGCAACGGAAUAACCAGUGAGAUUUACAGUAUGGCGCUGAAUUGGCUGAUGGCUUUUCUGCCAGGACCAGGUUGCAAAAGAUCCACACCCAGUUUUGCAUUUUGCGACUUCUCAAGAGUAAUCAAUUUCUUCUGUCAGCACUGUCUGAUAUAAGAAUAAUGCUUUUAUGUGAUUCGGUGUUUGCUGAAUGAAUGAGUUUCUCACUGUAAAUAUUCUACCAUUCUCUGAACAGCAGGAUCUGUCAACAACUCACGCAGAGCAGACAAUUUAAUUGUUUGAUUGAUUCAUAAUCAACCUGUUUGUUGAUUUGUUAGUUGUAUUAGCUGGUAAGUUGCAGUUAUGAGCUACUUAUCAAGUGGGCAUGACUUUUGAUAGCCAGCUGAACAUAAAGUCUCAGACAUCUUCACGAAGGUUUCUGGCUUUGGUAAUAUGACAGGGUCUUUAAACAGAAAUGUACUUCUUAAAACUUGAGGAAUUUCACACUUUUAGGGAAAAGAAGCUGUGAAAGCAGUAAAAAUGAUUAUGAAAUAUGAUGAGAAAGAAGAUGGAGAAGGUUGAGGUGGAGGUUAUAAAAUGUUGACCAUGGCCUUUUAAAAGGUCAAGAUUUGUUUUUCAACUCUGAAAGCAGAUAUUUGAGUCCGUAUCUGACUUCUCACGGAACAACCACACACACACACACACACACACACACACACA